CACAGCACCCUUCCACCUUCGACCACGUGUCACACUUGAAGUCGAUGGCGGCUGCGACGCUCUUUCUACGAACAUUCCUCCCCCUCCUCCUAACAGCCUACAAACACACGACAACGUCAGCACAAGAAGAGGCCGUCCAGAGCGUCGUACCUGAGCCGGCCGGAGCGUAUUCCUUCUUCGAGGGUUUUGCGAGUAGGCAAGACUUCGACAACAGGUGGAUUCUGUCGGACGCGAAGAAGGACGGAGUGGAAGAGGAGGUCGCAAAAUUCGAUGGUGAGUGGGCAGUGGAGGAAGCGCUGGAAAAUAGUUUGCCAGGAGAUCUGGGGUUAGUGCUGAAGUCGAAGGCUAAACACCAUGGUGUAUCCGUACGGUUGGAUAGACCGUUUGUAUUCGAUAGAGAGCCGUUUAUCGUUCAGUACGAGAUCAAGUUUCAACAAGGUCAGGAGUGCGGCGGCGCUUACAUCAAACUCUUGUCUCACGCCGACACACUCGACUUGGAGGACUUCCAAGACAAAACGCCAUACACCAUCAUGUUUGGUCCCGACAAGUGUGGAGAAACGGACAAGAUCCACUUCAUCUUCAGACACAAAAAUCCCAAGACUGGAGAGUUUGAGGAAAAACAUGCCAAGCCGACGGCUUGUGCUUCGUAUAUCAACGAUCAUAAAACUCACGUGUACACGCUGAUUGUUUUGCCUGACAAUACGUAUGAGAUAUUGAUUGAUCAAGAUGUGAAAUCGUCGGGAAGCCUUCUUAGUGAUGAAGAUUUUAAGCCACCCGUCAAUCCUCCAAAAGAGAUCGACGAUCCAGACGACAGAAAACCCGAAGACUGGGACGAGAGAGAAAAGAUAUCGAAUCCCGAUGCAACAAAACCAGACGACUGGGACGAGGACGCUCCCGCAAAGAUUCCAGAUCCAGAUGCUACUAAACCGGACGACUGGCACGAUGACGAACCCGAAUAUAUUGCCGAUCCCGACGCCGUCAAACCAGACGAUUGGGAUGAAGAGGAAGAUGGCGAAUGGGAGGCUUCUCAGAUUCCUAAUCCCAAGUGUCAGGAGAGCGGAUGUGGGCCGUGGUCGCCACCGAUGAUUAAGAAUCCGGAAUAUAAGGGGAAAUGGAGGGCACCGAUGAUUGAGAACCCGAACUAUCAGGGAAAGUGGAAGCCGCGGAGAAUUCCGAACCCGGAUUUCUAUGAAGACACGAAUCCAUUCCAAAUGACAUCGAUCGGUGCCAUUGGAUUAGAAUUAUGGUCGAUGUCUGACAACAUUCUGUUCGACAACUUCCUGAUUACAACCGAUCGUUCAGUUGCCUUUCAAGUGGGAGACGACGGUUGGAGAAAGAAAUCUGUUAAAGAAGGCGGCAAUGGCAUUGCAAGUGGACUCGUCGACAGCUUGGUUGAUGCAACUCUCGAUCGCCCAUGGUUGUGGGGCUUCUAUGCUCUUGCGUUAGUUCUGCCGUUUGUUGUUAUUGCAGCAUGUUGCUGUCGAGUGAAGAAGGACGAUUCCGGCGAAGCAAAGAAAACGGACGAACCACAACCGGACGACCCACACGAGGAUGAGCCAACAGAACAAGAACAGGAGAGUAAACUUGAAGACAACGAUGAAGACGAAAAGCAGGACGACGAGGAGGAGAAAGAGGCUGACGAGGAGAAAGAGGCCGACGAGGAGAAAGAGGCUGAUGACGAGAAAGAGGCAGAGAAUGAACAAGACGAGGGCAACAACAAACACGAGGGCAACAACAGACACGAAGAUCAAGAGCAAGACGAUCAAGAUAACGAAGAUAAGACUGAAGAGCCUCCCAUAGGAGAGGAACAGGGAGAAGGCGAGGAUGAAGACGAAAACGGCGAUGACAAAGACAAUUCGGCACCCCGACGGUCGCCAAGGAAGAAAAAACCGAGGAAAGAAUCGUAGGGUUAGAUGAUCGAAUGCAUACAUGCAACUAACUGGUUAUUGCGCGGGUGGACGAAUUGGGACAAGGGGGUGCUAACUAUAGACUGUUUACUGUUGUUGUCUUGUGUUACUCUGCUCUGUAUCAGUGUCCAUAAUGUUGGCAA
This is a messenger RNA of Corticium candelabrum, 2050 nucleotides long. Its product is annotated as calnexin-like. Gene Ontology annotation, biological process: protein folding. The record is from RefSeq and is a predicted model, not a curated record. The transcript is spliced from 22 exons. Gene Ontology annotation, cellular component: endoplasmic reticulum membrane; endoplasmic reticulum. Bases 45 to 1907 code for a protein of 620 amino acids. Gene Ontology annotation, molecular function: calcium ion binding. Lineage: Eukaryota; Metazoa; Porifera; Homoscleromorpha; Homosclerophorida; Plakinidae.